CCACCAGUUCCACCCACCUGUGCCCACCAGUGCCACCCACCUGUGCCCACCAGUUCCACCUGUGCCCACCAGUGCCACCCAUCAGUGCAGCCCAGCAGUGCUGCCAGUCAGUGCCACCAUCAGUGCCGCGAGUCAGUGCCCAGCAGUGAUGUCAGUGCCACCUAUCAGUGCUGUCUAUCAGUACCCAUUAUCAGUGUCACCUAUCAGUGCCACCAAUCAGUGCCACCAAUCAGUGCCGCAUAUCAGUGCCACCUAUCCGUGACACCUCAUUAGUGCUGCCUAUCAGUGCAGCCUAUCCGUGCCACCUCAUUAGUGCUGCCUAUCAGUGCCGCCUAUCAGUG
Staurois parvus is the source of this 341-nucleotide messenger RNA. NCBI's taxonomy places the organism in Eukaryota, Metazoa, Chordata, Amphibia, Anura, Ranidae. The record is from the annotation of a GenBank genome assembly.